AUGUCGGCUGCUCCUCUUAACUCGGACCCUGUGGCCACCCCACCUCGCCCUCCGUCCCCCGUCCACAGCUUCGGUACUCUCGCCGUCCACGCCGGCGCUCCACAUGACCCCGCUACCGGCGCCGUGAUUGAGUCCAUCUCCCUGUCGACCACAUUUGCUCAGUCCGCCGUUGGCAAGCCCGUUGGCGAGUAUGAGUACUCCCGAUCCUCCAAUCCCAACCGUACCAACUUCGAGACCGCUGUUGCUGCUCUCGAGCAUGCCAAGUACGCCCUCGCCUUCUCUUCCGGUUCCGCCACCACCGCCACUAUCCUCCAGAGUCUCGCUGCCGGCAGCCAUGUCAUCUCCGUCUCCGACGUCUAUGGAGGUACACACCGAUACUUCACCCAGGUCGCAAAGGCCCAUGGCGUCAAAGUGACCUUUACACCAGAGAUCGAGGUCGAUAUCAGCGAGCACAUUACCCCUGAUACCCGUCUGAUCUGGAUCGAGAGUCCUAGCAACCCUACCCUGCGCCUCGUCGAUGUCCGAGCUGUUGUUUCUGAGGCUCACAAGCAUGGUGUCCUCGUCGUUGUCGACAACACUUUCCUUUCCCCUUAUGUCCAGAACCCCCUCGAUUUCGGUGCCGACAUCGUUGUCCACAGUGUCACCAAGUACAUCAACGGUCAUAGCGAUGUGGUCAUGGGUGUUGCUGCUUUCAACAGCGACGAGCUCAAGAACCGCCUGAGCUUCCUUCAGAACGCCAUUGGCGCGGUUCCCUCAGCAUUUGACUCCUGGCUUGCUCACCGUGGUCUGAAGACUCUGCAUCUACGAGCUCGUGAGGCCAGCCGCAACGCCGACGCUGUAGCCCGAGCUCUUGAGGCCUCUCCUCUUGUCAUUGCUGUCAACUACCCCGGUCUUGACUCUCACCCUCACCGACAUAUCGCCAAGAAGCAGCAUCGUGAUGGCCUGGGCGGUGGCAUGCUCUCCUUCCGCAUCCAGGGUGGUCACGCUGCCGCUGAGCGUUUCUGCCAGGUGACCAAGAUCUUCACUCUCGCUGAGAGCCUUGGUGGUGUUGAGAGUCUGGUUGAAGUUCCCAGCAGUAUGACUCAUGCCGGUAUCCCUCGAGAUCAGCGUGAGGCUGUCGGUAUUUUCGACGACCUCGUUCGCAUCAGCUGCGGUGUUGAGGAUGCCCAGGACCUUACCAACGACGUUCUGCAGGCCCUCGAGAAGGCUACAUCCGCGGCCAAGACCAACGGUUUCAACGGUAACGGCAACGGCAACGGCAACGGCGUUAACGGCUCCUAG
Molecule: messenger RNA, 1281 nt
Organism: Fusarium subglutinans
Lineage: Eukaryota; Fungi; Ascomycota; Sordariomycetes; Hypocreales; Nectriaceae
Product: cystathionine gamma-lyase
Exons: 1
Coding region: 1-1281 (426 amino acids)
Biological process (GO): transsulfuration
Cellular component (GO): cytoplasm
Molecular function (GO): pyridoxal phosphate binding; cystathionine gamma-lyase activity
Source: RefSeq, a predicted model, not a curated record